This is a messenger RNA of Triticum dicoccoides, 1257 nucleotides long. RefSeq names its product leucine-rich repeat protein 2-like. Lineage: Eukaryota; Viridiplantae; Streptophyta; Magnoliopsida; Poales; Poaceae. The coding region runs from base 116 to 772 and encodes 218 amino acids. The record is from RefSeq and is a predicted model, not a curated record. The transcript is spliced from 6 exons.
CACAACCACCCGUCCUCCUCCUCCCACGCUACAGCAGAGCAGAGCAGAGCAGCAGCAGCAGCUCCGUCGAUCUCCUCCGCCCUCCUCCCCCCGCGCCCGGCCUCUCCUCGCCGCCAUGGCGCCCCGCGUGCCCUCCUCCCUCCUCCUCGUCGGCGCCGCCCUGCUCCUGGGCCUGGCGGCCGGCGCGGCGCGGGCGUCCAACGAGGAGGGGGACGCGCUGUACGCGCUGCGGAUGCGGCUGUCGGACCCCAACGGCGUGCUCCAGAGCUGGGAUCCCACCCUCGUCAACCCCUGCACCUGGUUCCACGUCACCUGCGACAGCGCCAGCCGCGUCGUCCGCCUGGAUUUAGGCAACUCCAACGUCUCCGGCUCCAUCGGCCCCGAGCUCAGCCGCCUUGUGAAUCUUCAGUACCUGGAGCUGUACAGGAACAACCUCAACGGCGAGAUCCCAAAAGAGUUGGGCAAGCUGAAGAAUUUGAUCAGCUUGGAUCUGUAUGCCAAUAAGCUCACCGGAAGAAUCCCCAAGUCCCUUUCCAAGCUCAGCUCACUGAGAUUCAUGCGUUUGAACAACAACAAACUUGCUGGAUCAAUUCCACGGGAGCUGGCCAAACUCUCCAACCUGAAAGUCAUUGAUUUGUCUAACAAUGACUUAUGUGGGACGAUCCCCGUCGAUGGUCCAUUCUCAAGCUUCCCUCUUCGAAGCUUCGAGAACAACAGCAGGCUGAACGGCCCGGAGCUGCAAGGAUUGGUUUCCUAUGACUUCGGAUGCUAGGAAGCACCGAUGCACACGACAAUGCACGUGGAAGGAAGGCAAAAAAAUAUAGUAGUACAACAAAUAGUGUGGAGCCUAGCACUACAACAUGUAUGGCUUGCGAUACAUGCAGCAGAAGAUGAAGAAGGUAUGUGAGCGUAGGGUCUGCGUUCGGUACUCAGACCGCAGAAGGAAAAGAAUGGGAUGUGAGAAGUCUUAGCUUGAUCGAUUGUUAUUGCCGUAUUGUAAAUUGUAAUAAGCUGCUUAGUACCGCAGCUAUGCUGACCGCUUGGGUCCGUUUAGCAAGCCUUUGCCAGUUCGGAACUAAAUCCGGGCUGUUGAAGAAUGUAUCUCAAGUUUUAUCUACAAAUGAUCCACAUCUCUUUGCUAUGUUAGUAUGGUUGAAGUACAAGCAUUGUAGUGCAAAACAAUAUGAAGACUUUGUUCAUCCAUGAAAUGUACAAUAUGUACAGUGACACAAUGUUAAGUGACAUCGAUAAACAUGA